AUGCCCUGGCGUAAAUCCUGGACGGACCCAAGUACCACUACUCUCGAGGAAGUCGAGCGCCGCGCGUAUCAGGUCUGGAUCAGCGAGAUCAUGCUCCAGCAGACGCGCGUUGCCACUGUUAUCGACUACUGGAACCGUUGGAUGGAACGAUGGCCCACGAUCCAGGACUUAGCAGCCGCAGAGCAGGACGAAGUGCUUUCGGCCUGGCGUGGGCUCGGAUACUAUAGCCGUGCUACGAGAAUCCACGACGCGGCAAAGAUCGUGUGUAAGGAUUCUAGUAUGAAAGGUUUGUUACCAACAGAUGUGGGUGAGCUGGUGGCAAAAGUGCCCGGCGUCGGGAGGUACACAGCGGGGGCUAUCUCAGCGAUUGUCUUUGGGAGGGCAGCGCCGAUGGUAGAUGGUAACGUGCUACGUGUCCUCAGUCGGCAACUUGGCGUUUUUGGGGAUGUCAAGGCGGAUAAAGCAAUUAUUGAGUUGCUAUGGGCGGCGGCUGAUAGCCUAGUUAAGGCUAUUGCAGGUGAUGAUCCAGAAGAUGAGGAUGAUAUUGAUCACAAUACCACUACUGAGAAGGAGGAAGAGAAAGAAGCAGCACCGAGUAAUAGGCCUGGUCGCUGGGGCCAAGCGUUGAUGGAACUGGGCAGCACGAUAUGCACACCAAAACCCAACUGCGCAGUAUGUCCCAUUACAUCAAGCUGUCGCGCAUACGACGAAGGUAUUCGGUCAGCCAGUAAAAGAGGGUUUAUAUCCAAGCCUACGGUAUCCAGUAAUACUACUCUUGAUAUUGAAGACGCUUGCAUUCUUUGUAAGCCGUUUGAGGAGUAUGCAGAAGAAGACGACGAUAAUGAGCAAGGCACAAAGACGGAGGAAGGGCCCAAACAGCAGAAACCCAAGUCUCGUACACAGACUACGUUACGAUCGUUCGCAUUCACACAAGUCACGUCCAAACGGAAAAUCACACCCGGCCCUGAGCCACCGCCAUCUCCGGCUCUUAGUAGUGCCGCACUAGAAGCCGUCGUAAACUACGCGAGAAAGUUCCCACUAAAGACGGUAAAGAAAGCUGUGCGCGAAGAAGAAACUCUAGUAUGUGCUAUCCGGCGCAGUGAUGGUCGGUAUCUGAUUCAUAAGAGGCCUGAGAAGGGGCUCUUGGCGGGGUUGUGGGAGCUGCCAAGUUAUAUUGUGAAGGAUCCGCAAGGAGGAUCGGCAAAGACUAGGAAGAGAGAUGCGGAGAAGUUUGUUCAGGGGUUGAUUAGUGAGAGUGUGAAGGCAAGGAAGAGGAAGACCGUGGUGAAGCAUGUGGAUGAAUUGGGGUCCGUACCGUGGCUGUUUUCUCAUUUGAAGUUGACGAUGCAUGUUCAUCUGUUUGAAUUUGUGGAUGAGGGUGAGGAUAGUGAUGAAGAUAGGCUUAAAGAGGAUGGGAGGACACGAAGCCGGUGGAGCGAUGUUGAGGCUCUUGAUGCGGAGUCGAUGGGGACGGGCAUGCGGAAGUGCUGGGCGUUGGUUAAGGAGGCUGACUAG
Daldinia childiae is the source of this 1515-nucleotide messenger RNA. RefSeq names its product A/G-specific adenine DNA glycosylase. Gene Ontology annotation, cellular component: nucleus. Gene Ontology annotation, molecular function: 4 iron, 4 sulfur cluster binding; 8-oxo-7,8-dihydroguanine DNA N-glycosylase activity; purine-specific mismatch base pair DNA N-glycosylase activity. The transcript has a single exon. Bases 1 to 1515 code for a protein of 504 amino acids. NCBI's taxonomy places the organism in Eukaryota, Fungi, Ascomycota, Sordariomycetes, Xylariales, Hypoxylaceae. Gene Ontology annotation, biological process: mismatch repair; base-excision repair. The record is from RefSeq and is a predicted model, not a curated record.